AUGUUUGUGUUGUCUAGCUCUGUGAAAGACAGGAACUUCCUCUUAGUUAGUGGAAUGCUUAUUGGGUCUCAGGAGAAGAUCAACAUAACUAAUGUUUAUGUCCCUAAAAAAACUGUGGAUAAGCUUGCCCUUCGGAAUAAGAUUAGAGAGGUUAUGAUCGGGGUUGAAGGGAUGUGGGUUAUUGCUGGCGACUUUAAUGUGGUGCGGUUUCAGGAGGAUAGGAAAAAUUCUUGUUUUAAAAAUUCUUGUGCUAGAAAUUUUAAUGACUUCAUUCAUAAUAUGGACCUUUUGGAAUACGAGCUAAAAGGAAGGAAAUACACUUGUGUUAGGGAUAAUGGGAGGAAGCUGAGCAAAAUUGACCGUUUCCUGUUGUGUUCGAAUUUCUUUAAUAAGUCGCCGGAUGCUUGCUUGAGGGGUUUAUCUUUUUCUCUUUUUGAUCAUUGCCCUUUGGUUCUCACAAUUAAUCAUACGAAUUUUGGGGCAAAACCGUUUAGAGUUUUUAAUUCAUGGUUGGGGAAACGUGGGUAUAGAGAGACGGUUGAGUCGGCGGUGAACUCGCAAGAGGAUGUCAGUGGGCCGACAGAUAUCAGACUUAUGAGAAAAUUCAAUGCGGUGAGGGCCGCUUUAAAAAAUUGGAGGCUGGAGUGUAUUAAAAAGGAAGGAGAGAUCGCUCUUAAGGCGGAAGAAGAGUUGGAGGUUUUAGCUAAUCUUAUGGAGGUUAGAGAACUUAACGAAGUCAAGGAAUGGGAGUUUGUGGAAAAUAAAAAAGUUCUGUUGAAUUUUGAGUCACAGAAGUGUGAGGAUAUGAAACAAAAGUCGAGAACAAAAUGGGCACUUGACGGCGAUGAAAACACUAAAUUCUUCCACGCUCAUGUUAACUUAAGGAGGGCCUCUAAUCUGAUUCCGGGGCUUAAGUUAAAUGGGAACUGGGUGACGAAACCGAACAGAAUCAAAAGUGAAGUGAUGAAGUUUUUUAGGGACCGGUUCAAAGAGGAGCACAGGGUUAGACCGAAUCUGGUCUGCGAGAAUAUUAAGCGGCUGAAUCAAAAGGAAAAGGAUUCGUUGAUUACCCCGUUCUUGUUGGACCGGUUUCGUGACCCUAAACAGUCAAGUUGA
Molecule: messenger RNA, 1116 nt
Organism: Helianthus annuus (common sunflower)
Lineage: Eukaryota; Viridiplantae; Streptophyta; Magnoliopsida; Asterales; Asteraceae
Exons: 1
Coding region: 1-1116 (371 amino acids)
Source: RefSeq, a predicted model, not a curated record